CACCAAGCUGUGAGCCUUCGAAUCCCGCCAACUCCUCGCUUCAUUCGACAUCUCGAAAUUUCCCACGAACCUCGUAUUCUCGCCCAAUUCACGCCAACUAGCUUACACGAUCGACGCUAAAAUCUUCAUAUGUGACAUUCCAGCCAACAUCCUUGCUAGCAUUGGGCUUGAAGCACAGCAUAGUACCAAUAAAGCUGAUUCACGCCAUGCUGGUCUGCUCAACGUAUGUGAUCCUGCCCUUUCCUUCAUCUGCACCGCACUGUUAUUCAUUACAGUCCAAUGCAACACCUCGUCCCGCGCGUCGUAAACCAGUGAUGAUACCUGCCAUGUCUCACAUCCCUCGACCUUUGCCUGCCAGGGAUCCACAUGCUUGCCUCCGCUUUCUAUGCAAGCUCUUUUCUCGUACAGACGCGGUUGGCAUCGAUAAACCUAAUCCUCUCGAUUUCCCUGCUACAUCGCCCCUACCUCGUCCACUUCCGAAACACGACGAGAAUUCUCGACGCACACCAGCAUCACCCACCAGCCAAUCCUCUGUCAUCAAUACUUCCCCAUCCCCCAAAUCCCCCUUAAAUCGGCUAUCAAGCUGGUGGCCCCUUCAAACAAAUUAUGCAUUGCCGACUAUCGUCGAUGUUUCUCUCGCACCUGGUAGACUGCGAUACGCUGCAGCAGGCGCUCCUGGCCCUGAUGAUGAAUUGAUACGUGACGAAGAUUAUGUCACUCCUCCCCCUUCCCCCAAUCCUGGCUCACGCCUAGGGAUUGUUAACUCUGGACAGCAUGGAAGCGGCAGGUUUUGUUUUUGCUUCUAGUUGAACCUUGUCGAGUAUCUCGCUCGACGUUACUGUAAUUGUUGCUCGUUGUAUGCGUUGUCCUCCCUAUACUUAUGUCCAAUUCACGGUCAUUAUUGCCCUC
Suillus discolor is the source of this 909-nucleotide messenger RNA. RefSeq lists its product as uncharacterized. The transcript is spliced from 5 exons. NCBI's taxonomy places the organism in Eukaryota, Fungi, Basidiomycota, Agaricomycetes, Boletales, Suillaceae. The record is from RefSeq and is a predicted model, not a curated record. Bases 207 to 806 code for a protein of 199 amino acids.